Messenger RNA from Neoarius graeffei (lesser salmon catfish), 1089 nucleotides. RefSeq names its product zinc finger CW-type PWWP domain protein 1-like. The record is from RefSeq and is a predicted model, not a curated record. Gene Ontology annotation, cellular component: nucleus. NCBI's taxonomy places the organism in Eukaryota, Metazoa, Chordata, Actinopteri, Siluriformes, Ariidae. The transcript is spliced from 14 exons. The coding region runs from base 237 to 938 and encodes 233 amino acids.
GAGAGCAAGAACAGGAAGUGGGGAUGAGAAUGGACAGGAUGUGAAGGAGAGUCAGGUUAUAAAGAAAAGCAGAGGCCAAGAAGACAGCAAGCAGAAUGUCAGAGUUUGGAGUGUGUCAUGCUCUUCCACAGUGGAUCUAAUUGGUGGAGAGAAGAACAUGAAGCAGGGGACACACAGACCCUGCCUUCAGCAGCUGUUCAACUCCAGAAGAGAAGUCCACCGUACCUGAUGAGGAAAUGUUCUUCUACAGUCUGGUGCCUGGAUCGCUGGUUUGGGCCCGGCAAAGUGGCUAUUCCUGGUGGCCAGCGAUUGUCGAGCGAGAUCCCAACACAGAGGAAUAUUUGGCAUUUCGCACAGAGUCUGAUCUCACUCCGUAUAAGUGCCAUGUGACAUAUUUUGGAGAACCAGUAACUCGGGCCUGGGUCAUCUGCAGCAGAGUGAGGGACUACGCUGCCCUGACUGAGGAACAGCUUCUUAAUGAAGCUAACAAGGGCCUGAAAGAUUCCAUUUAUAUGGCCAAGGAAGCACUCAAACUGUCUUUGAAGGAGCGGUUAAUGAAGUUUGGGUUUCGUAGUCGUUAUGUGUCAGACAGAGAGAGCUCAGAGGAUAGUGAUGUCGCAGAGAUAUUGGAGCUGCUUUGUGGGACGGUUGGAAAUGGCAAUGACUGUGGUGAUGAGGAUUCAUGGAGUCAGCAGAGGUCAGUAGGGAGAAAACAAAAAGGGAGAAAGAGAGAGGGGAAGUGGAACAGAUAUGGAAAAGAAGAUGAGACAUACGGAGAGGACACCGCAGGCCAGAUCGUGCCUCAGAACACCAUGGAAACAAGCACCGACAUGACCUUUGACCUGGACAUGUAUUCUGAAGGAGAAGAGAUGGAGAGAAAGAGAGAGAGGGCAAAGAACACAUUUCAUGAAUGGAAGAUCUACUACAGAUUAUCCUAGGGCUCUCGCUAGUGUUCAGACACCUGACGAGAAGAGGGAACAUUUAGGAGGCUGUUGAAAGUCCCCAGCAAAACGAUGAUUUAUGGCUACUUCAUGGAUGGUUCUGAAGACCUAGCAACAGUAACUCAGGGGGUGGGGCUUUGCGAAAGGU